Molecule: messenger RNA, 9714 nt
Organism: Motacilla alba alba
Lineage: Eukaryota; Metazoa; Chordata; Aves; Passeriformes; Motacillidae
Gene: SLC39A12
Product: solute carrier family 39 member 12
Exons: 16
Coding region: 521-2629 (702 amino acids)
Biological process (GO): zinc ion import across plasma membrane; intracellular zinc ion homeostasis
Cellular component (GO): membrane
Molecular function (GO): zinc ion transmembrane transporter activity
Source: RefSeq, a predicted model, not a curated record
AAGAGACAUGAGGAGCAAAGGAGAUGAUAAAUCUUAUUUCUCUACUUUUGGAAGAAUUUGUUCAGCAGAAGGAAAGCCUUGAAAAAUCUUCACAGAGAGAGUAUUGUAAAUUUCUUAUGGGCAUCUAACCACACAGCUCUGCAAUUGUUGUGGUCCCAUUUGAUCAGCUGGCACAGCUUUGGGAUGGGCUUACUGCUUCACGGGAUUUGUUGAGCCAGCUGAGAUGACAGUCCUCCAUAGCAGCACGGAAGGUUUGGAAGGGCAGCUCUCUCCAUAGCAACUGAAAACUUUUCAAGGCAGCAAUAAACUAAUCCUCUCCAGCUUCCAGAGCACCAUCAAGGAAUUUUAAAAACAUUGGACUUCCAGCAGCUAAAUACUUCUGAGGAUUCAGAAGGCCACAAAGCUAGAUACUCGAGCAUUCUUUUUCCCUUCAGAAGAUUCUUCAGGUUUCCCGUUUAAGCUGUGCAGUGUGAGCAACAGUCCAACAUUCAGUGCAGAUCACGCACUGCAGGAAGAGGAGAUGUGUUUUUUGACCAAGCAUCCAGCUCUUGGGGUGGUAUGUUCUGCUUUCAUAUUCAGCGUGCUCAUUGCUGAAGGACAGCCUGGGGAAGAGCAUGGGCAGGAUGGCAGCAGUCCUCCCAGCAGAGGCUCUCUGGUGGAAGUUUUACGCAUUCUCUCAGCUGAAAACACUGAGCUCCACAUGAACCACUCACGGGAACUGGUCAAAAUGUUACUGGAGAGAGCUGAAUGCCCACAGCGGAUUUAUGGCAUGCAAGAGGAUUGUAAUCUGUGCCUUGAACCAGAUGCUUUGUUACUGAUUGCUGGAGGAGAUUUAGAAGGCCAUCUCAGUGAAGAAGUAUUUGAAAGAAUUUCUCUUAUUCUUCUCUACUACAUUCUUCAUCGUAGAGAUAUGUGUUCUUCAGAAUUCAGCUUGAAUGAUAAGGAUUAUAAAUUUUACCUACAGAGUAUGCUUAGUUUAAGACAUGAUGAAGACUGUUAUUAUUUUUCACGGAAUGAAACUGAAGAUAUUUUAGCUGCAGUAAGGCAACAUUUUAAAACUUCUGAAAACCAGUGUGUUGAUGUGAGCACUCUGGAGAAAAAGGCUGAUAUAAUGGACAGAGAUGGCGCUGAUGAAAACACUCUUCCACGCCUGGCUGCUUUAAUCCUUACUCUGGCACUCCAAGGAGUCUGCAUGGGGAAAGCAAGUUUGCCUUCCCCAGAAUUCUUUAUAAAAUAUAUUUUCAGUUCUCUAAAUAGUACCACUGAGCUCCAAGUGACAGAACUGGAACAACUACUCAAUGUGCUUAGAGCCAAAAAGACCUGCACUGUAAAUGGACAAUUUCACAGUCACAAAAUAAGACAUUACAGUUUGACAGUCAGAGAUAUUGGAAGAAGAAAUACUCCAGUCAAAGGAAACCAUACAAAAGGAGACUAUCCGAAAAGCUAUUUUGAGGAUCGUGAAAGGAACACAGAUUGGGACCAGGUUUGUUUCUCUGCCAAUGAACUUGUGAAGAUAUUUUUGAAAAACAGUUCUUCCUCCAUUUCUAAGGACCACUUCAAGCAAAUCAGUCCAGCUAUCAUUCAACAACUUUUAAGUUGUUCGUGUCAACCUCCUGACUUCAAACAGACAAAGCUUCCACCAACAACUGUGGAAAAAUAUGGUUACAGCACUGUUGCUGUUUUACUUAUUACUAUUGGAUCUAUGUUUGGUACAACUCUCAUUUUAUUUAACUCCUGUCAAGAAAUCUAUACACUCAUUUUACAGCUGUUUGUCGGUUUGGCUGUUGGAACCCUUUCUGGAGAUGCAUUGCUACAUCUUAUUCCUCAGACUCUUGGUUUGCAUAAACAUGAAGCGCAAGAUGUAGAACAUUUCUAUGAGGGAAAAGAAUAUAUUUGGAAACUUUUGGGAAUAAUUGGAGGAAUUCAUGGAUUUUUUCUGAUAGAAAAGUGCUUCUUUCUUUUGGUAACACCUCGUGACCAGGGCCUUUCUUUAGUUAAUGGGCACUGGGGACAUUCCCAUGAUCUUCCAGUGGAGUCUGAAUUAAAUGAACAUUCAGGCAGAGGCAAAUCUACUUCAACCAUUCAGUUGAGAAGCCCAGAAGAUUCUGAACCUGCUGAAGUUCCUCCAGACAGCAAGGUGAUCAGCAAAAAAAGUAAAAAAAUCAGCUUGUUAGCAAUAAUGGUUCUGGUGGGUGACAGUCUUCACAAUUUUGCUGAUGGCUUGGUAAUAGGAGCAGCAUUCUCAUCCUCAACAGAAACAGGUGUGACAACGACUGUUGCUAUCUUAUGCCAUGAAAUUCCUCAUGAAAUGGGAGAUUUUGCUGUGCUGCUAAGUACAGGGCUCCCAACGAAGAUUGCAAUUUUGAUGAAUUUUAUAAGUGCACUAACAGCAUUCUUAGGACUUUAUAUUGGCCUUUCUCUAUCGACUGACCCAUCCAUUCAAAACUGGAUCUUUACUAUUACAGCUGGAAUGUUCUUGUAUUUAUCUUUAGCAGAAAUGCUUCCUGAAAUGACUCAUAUUCAGACACGGCGACCCUGGUUGAUGUUUCUCCUACAGAACCUUGGAUUACUAUUAGGCUGGCUUUGCCUCUUACUUUUGGCUGUAUUUGAACAGAAAAUUAAAAUAUAAGUUUUCUGUUGGAAAUCUCAAAGUACCACUUAUGACAGUGGAUAGCAUUAUUCACAAUUUUGUUAUGUCUGCCAUAGUCAUAUGUAAAUUAAGUUGCUGGGAUUUUAUAUCUGAACAGUAGAUAACUAUUUUACUUUAUUAACUUAUUGUUCAGAUUUUUGUAAUUAUUUUUUUGUAAACAUGAAUGUUUAGAAUUCUGUUAUAUUUGUUACUGAGUUUACCACAUCCCAUGCUCAAACUCACAGGAGCUUUUGAUUAGUUUUUAUUGAGACUGUUCUAGUUGAAUACUCUAAGUGAUCUCUGCCAGUCUGAUUGAGGAAAAUAAUAAAACACUUUUAUAUGCAAUAGUUAAAGUGGACUAACCAUAGUUGAAUAAUUUGAAUAUGGAAUUUUUUUGCCUUUUAGUACAAAGAAUUAUUUCUUUAAAUCUAAGAAGCGUAGCAAAGCUAAGCUUCUAAAUGGCAUAAAGCAAUGUCAUAAAUUCUGCACUUUUGUCAACAUAAAGAUUCUCAUCAGUUACAAUUUACUGGACUGUGGCAGGAAAAAUUGACAGGUGUAAAUGUUGAAGUUUAUGAUAAAGAAAUUUGGGAAUAUUCUUUUUGGACUAUAAUAUAAUUUCUCAUAUGUGUGAUGAAACCUGUGACAGUUGAGCACUGGACUAACCACCUUUUGCAUUAUCUCACAUCUGGUGGUUGCUUAUAGCAACUGCCUAUGAAGCAUUACAAAAAAUAUAUUUUAAUUGCUUUACCCUGAUAUUCCUUCCAGACUCCUCAAAUGAAAGCAUUUCUUGUUGCUUCUGAGACAUCACAUUCAAUAAACACUUGCCUUCCUCUCAGUAAUUAGCUUAAUCAUAGUUAUGUGAUGUGCAUUGUGGAAAGAGUUUUUCAAUUGUCUGGAGAGCAUGUAGCCUCACUGCAACUCCUCCCAUCCUGAGUGAUUUUUGUGUAAUUAGUCCUCUCAAUUUCAAGUUAAUUCUGCAGAAGUUGAGAUGAUUAAUUUAAUUUAGUUUUGCAGAAUCAGGUCUGAAACAAAUAUACAAAUUCUGCCCUGAUUCUGAUAUGCUGAGCAGCUUCCAGGAGGUAUUGAGCAACACUCAGCUGUGUGAUUUCAGCUGUUUACGUGAACUCAAUUUCUGGUGCAAGGACUUCUCCCCUGUCUUAUUAUUACUUUUGUAUGAGAACAAAAUUUUGUUUUUUCUUUCUCCUCUGAUGUGCUGUGGAAAUAGGGAGAGCAAGUUACAGAACAGACAGGUAUUCUUUAUGAAGCAACUGGAAGUUUUCUUUGUCUAAACUCUGUCCUGAAAUAUCGCUACAUUAUGACACAUGACGGUCUCACAACUUGUCCUGUGUUUAUUUGAUAGCUCCUAGUGAAGGUACAAUUAUUCUCAUAUUACAGAAGGGAACAGAGUCUACUGUCCUACAGCAGACUGUCAGACCUGCUAGUUCUCAAAAGCUUCAUGGGCACCAUACUAACUUAUCAAAAUACAAAGUGAAAGAAAAUACUGAAUGGCGCUGUUUAUGAUAGCCCACGCUCAUGGGCUUGUGAACCCUUAUUCAACCACUGACUAACCCUCAAGGAAAGAAAACCAAACUUAGAGAUCAUUUUAAAGGUAAAUAUGCAUUCAUUUUCAGUGCCUGUUAGUUACAAGAAGCUGUAGCAAAUACCCCAAUGCAAAUCUAGACAAAUUUAGACAUGUACAUGUCUUCAGAAACCUUGUUCCAAACAAUUUAUCCAAGGUAACAACAGGAAGUCUGUAUCUGACAAAGGAGUGAACCGAGCUCUUUUUAAGGUCUGAAGUACAAUCCUAGCUUCUUUUAUUUAGGUGUGCAGAUAUUACAAUUGCUUUUUAUGUUGAUGUAACUUUGAAAGGUGAAUUGAGAAGCCAUGUCUAAUGCUUCUGUUUUAAAAGUUUAUUUCUUUUUCCUGGAGCUUGUACUUGAUUUUAUUAAGGUAAUAUUUUUAAAAGUGGUUUCUCAGUAUUUCAUCUGUUUGUAUUGGCACCGAGUCACUUCAUGACCUUCAGCUGUGACAGUCAAUUCAAGCAAUAGCAGGGCAUCACUGGACGUAAGCAAAAUCUAUUCUUGUGUCAGAUGGUGCAAAUGAAUUGGAAACAUUCAUUAUUUCAAAAAGAAGAGUUACCAUGAUUUGAAUGCUUAUGUAUGCCUAAUGUUUGUUUCCAUGGAAAGCAAGAUUACCAAUAUGAUCAUGUUUUGGUAAUGUUAUUGUAUUCUGAAAUACUUGUCUACUAUUUAUUAAUGUGUCUGAAAGAGGGCAAGUUAUUUCUGGCAGUGUGUACUUCAAAGUUGCAUAUGAGCAUAGGUUCCCAUCCAGAUAUGUUCUGUGAACAUAUUGUAUCUACCUCUUUUGAGAAAAUGCCAUCUUUUGGCUACAUAUGCUUAUCAGGCAUCUUGAUCACGUUUAACGACCAAAUUUAUUUGUACAGCUUCUACCACAGGCACAGAUAUGUUGAUCAGAAAGCCAGUCAAUCUUUAUUUCUGCAACAGAGCUCUUUGGCUUUUGUGGUAUUUGUCAAUAAAUGAGUAGUUCUGUGACCACUUUACCCUGGUGUAAAACCUGAACACCUGAAGUCUCAUCAGCAUAAGAAGGCUUGAAUUCCUGUGGCAAUUAGAGAGAAUUUAUCUCACUACUUAAGGUUAGUGCCUCUGCUGUAAAUCUCUUUACAUUAGUGUCUUUUUUAAAGAUACUGAAGAUGCAGUAUUACCCCAUGUAAAUCAAGACCUCUAGCCUGACAGAGGGCUGGAAACUGUUCCUAUGGAUCAUUAAAACAGAAAACUAAAUAAGUGUUUCUUAUUAUCUCUUCUCCAAAGAUAUUCACCUGUCUACUUAAUUGUUUUGGUCAAUGUUCUCUAAAAAUUCCAAGAAAAAGAAUAGGAUAUGUUUUUGUGUCCUUACAAAAGAGAAGACUCAGCACAAAUGUUCUUAUGAUGCGUUCUCUUUAAGUUUGUUUUAAAUCUGUAGAGUUUGUUCAUAGAGAUUUGAAACAGAUCAGUUUUUAAAGCCAGGUACAUCUUUCUAUUGCUUCAACCUAACAGACAGAGAGCAUAAUAUGCCAGUGUUUUCAUUGAGUGAAAUCCUGAAUAAGGACUGCAGAACUUCAUCACUUGCAGCCCUUAAAUCAGGACUAGUUUUCUGUGUAAGAGGUGUGCAAUUACUCAAACAGAUGUUAUGUGCUUGAUGGAGAGAUUACUUGGUGAGGUUUUACAGCCAGUCAGGCAGUUCUAACUAGAUAAUCAUAACGUUCCUUUGAAACUUUAAAUACAUUAAUCUAUAGAUAAAGGAAUUUUUCUGGAAGAAGCUGUUUCAUGUUUCUCCCUUUCAUCUAUUCUUAGUUUUCAGGCACUCUUAGGAUGAAAUGAUCUUGCUUUCCUACACAGAAAACUAGAAAGAAAAGGAAGGGCUGAAAGAAUUUGUUUCCUACAGUAUUUUUUCUUGUAAGUUAUAUGGCAAAGGGCCUCAUAAAGAAUACUUACAAUUCCAAACCACCAGCACUCCUGAGAGCUGACCUUGUACCUCUCUUUUCUGUAUAUGUUACACAUUAUCCAGUGACUCCUAAGAUAAAUAGUUCCUUCUUUGCAGUCAGUUAUAGUAAUGCCCUCAAGUUUCUGGAGCUCAUCUGCAUGUUUUAAAUACUGCCAUCUAUUCCUUUACUGUGUUUUAUGCUUUGAACAUGAAUGUAGCCCUUCCUGCAGAGACAGUUUUUUCUUAAAAGAAAACAUUGUUAGUUUUGGCAUUUACCCUUGAAUUGUUUUUCUAUCACCGUGCCAUUGCACUUGAGAAAGCAAAUAUCAUUGUAACAGUUUUAAACAGGUUUAUAUCUGUCUGAUGUGUGGAUUAGGGCUGAUACCUUAUCAAUGUUCUUAGCUUUUCUUUCUUUACUGUAACCUUUUGUCAAGCCUUCCUCUCAUUUUAAAAAUAAGCUGUCUUCUAUUGUGACUGUAGCUGUAGGAAUGUGACUACAGAAAAUACAAGCAGUAGUUGCACAAUGGCUUUAAUCAAAACAAAAAGUCCUGCAAUUUAUUUUACUAGACCCACCUACAUUCCCUUCUCCCCAAAAGAACAAAAAAAAAUCCACACAUGGAGCUGUUGCUCUGGGUCACGUAGGGGAAUGUAAGAAGUGCCUCUUUCCUUUUAUGUCCCUGAUAACAGGACCGAGCGCAACGGGAGCCCCUGCACAGAUGCCUGGAGGCACUGCCGGGCUCCCGUGGGCGGCAGCGCAGAGCCACAUCCCGGGCCGGGGCUGGUGCGCUCCCGGCAGGGACCGGGCACGGAGCGGGCGGGGACUCCCGAGGGGGAGCCCCAGGGUGGCACUUGGGCGCCGGCAGCGGGAGGAUCCAAGGGUUUACCGCUGUCUCACUGCAGGGCACGUUGGUUCACGCUGCCGGCUUUGGAAGUGAAAACUGCUGCGGGAGCGGUCGAGCUGAUACCCCGUGGCCGCGGGCUGGAGCCCAGCGGCCAGGGUGAUCCCAGGGACCCCCAGGGAGGUCCAUCUCCACCCUGCAGCUGCAGGGCAGUGAUCCGCAGGAGCCCAGCGGCCAGGGUGAUCCCAGGGACCCCCAGGGAGGUCCAUCUCCACCCUAAAGCUGCAGGGCAGUGAUCCGCAGGAGCCCAGCGGCCAGGGUGAUCCCAGGGACCCCCAGGGAGGUCCAUCUCCACCCUGCAGCUGCAGGGCACCGAAACGGAGCGCGGCGUGGCAGCUUCUUCUCUUCCAUGGUCUCAGCUCUGUCAUUGCCGGACAGCAUUAAGCACAGGAUUACCUGGCAACCUAAAUCUGCCUAGCAACCAUUUACAUAUUGCCCCAAGGUAGUGCCGACCAGCUCUACCGCAGUGCUAUAACGAUAUGUGACAUCGUUUUGUUCCACGGCAGCUGGCUGGGGAACCCUCCUCCUCUUCCCAGGGGCCAGAAGGACCUAAUUUGACCCAUCCAAGAGAGGUGACAAGAGAUAUGCAUAGGGAAAUAAGACUGGUCAGUUAUUCUGGCAUAUUCCAGUCUUUGGUUUAGAUCACACCAAAUUGUCUUCCAUGCACUCUCGUGCUGCAGGCUGGGCAGCAGACAAUGCCUGCACUGCUCUGUUGGGUAGCUGCCCAGGCUGUCCUCCUCCGGGUACAGGGCAGGUGAACAGCAGCCAUAGCUCAGGCCUGGCAAGUGUUUCAGAGCAUUCCAGGUGUCCCUAUAUUGCUGGUGUAUGCACCAGCACACCACCUGAGGAACACUCUUUUUAGCUUUUCUGGCAAGGGCUUUCUGGUGUAUGUCUUUCCACCUGCAAUGAAAAUACCAUAACGCAUAUGAUAUAGGCUGUUAUCUGUUCUUGUCCACCACCCAUGUGGAUAGUUUUGGACGGAUUUUUGUGUUGCCACAGUUUAUUUCUUCAGAAAGGGAAACAGAAUGUGGAAGAAUUAACUGAGAAUCACACAGAAGGAGGUGGUGGUACACAGUGGUACCAGUGAUGCAUCUCAUUUUUGGACAGACACUGCUGUGAGUACUGAGCACAAACACAAGAAAGUCAUCUUUUGAUUCCACACUGAAGUGUGUUGGUGUUAUCUUGGUGCUCUUGGGUGAUUUUUAUCACCAACAACUGGAAGAGUGCCCUAGUUUCAGGACUUCAAAGUCCAUCUAUGUAUUCCUGUGCAAAGGCAUAGUAUGAGCUCUGGGGCAAGAGUACACCUACUUUUUGACUGUCAUCCCAAUCCAGAAGGGGAUGAGUAUUGAAUUCAAGUAUACAACCUAAUGCCAGCUGUAUGCAUGGUACAGUGACUCAGAUAGCUAUAAUGAUCAGCAAGUUUAGAAAGUUGUAAAUGGGCAACAUACAUCUGGUGGUUCAGUAUGCCCAGGCCAACACAGCAGCAUUCAGAAAACAUCCACACUGGGCUAUAGCCAUGAAUGCAAUUCUUUUCCCAGGUACUAACAACAUGAGAAGUUCCAUGCAUGUUAAAAUCAUUCUGUUACACUCCAGGACAUCACUGCUGAUAUUUUUGCACAAGGUUUCAGAGAAAAAGAUAAAAUGGACAAAAGGUCUCUUCUGUAAUAUGGAAAAAACCUGAACACGAGUGGCAACGCACUGUAAAUUGCACAGUGAUUCCUCAUGCUGCCCACAUGCAAAGCAUCUCCCUUUUCACUCUGAGACAAACAGGACCAAACUGAUACAGAACAGGAAAGCCAGAACAAGGAACUGUCCAGAAGAAAGUUCUUACAGAUGUGUGAGGUGUACAGGUGUAAAUGGCAAAACAAACAACAAAUACAUAGAAAAUUACUCUCUCCUCAUUGCAGUACCUUCUCAUUGACAAACACAAAUCCCACACAAUUCUCUCAAAUUUUGCUGGAAAAUACUGUGGCUAAGAACUCAAGUUUUAGCACUGGAAGUAGUUCACAUAUUACAAACUAGAUGACUUUCAAUAACCCUUAAACUUGAGACAGGCAUUGAAAAUAAGAUCUUUAUGUUCAUAGGCAUGUAGGUUGGAAAAUACAUAUUCAUAAUUGAUCAAACCAGUGUAAUUUUGUGCACAGGAUGUAAAUUCCAUCUCAAGCAAUGAGAGGAAAAAAAGCUUACAAGAGCAUAGUCCAUUUUCUAUCAUUUCCUACUACCAUAAAACCUAGUUUUCAAAUAGGCUUUUUGUACUUGCAAUUAGCGAGAAUAUGCCAUUUGUCUAGACAACAGAGUAGCUGAAUAUCUGAUGUUUCUGGCAUUAUUAGAGUAGAUUAAGAAAGCACAUGACUAUUUGUAAAUUCCUUUCUAGCAUGUAAUAUUUUAAUACACCAUCAAAAUUCUUAGGUUGGAGUGCACACAUUUAACCCUCCUUCUUGACUGCUCAUGGAACUGUUUUCUAGAAGUAAUGAAAAUGUAUUUCACUUGAGUGAAGUGGCUUUUUCUGUUUCCUUCCCUUUCUCUCACUUAUUUUCUCCCACUAAUAUAAUUCCUGCUAUGUGUUAAGUUUCAGUUUUGGUGGAGAAAAUCUGAUUUUUUUAGAGACAUUUAAUUACUAUAAUGUAUGUUGGAUCAUGGGCAACAGACACGUCAGAAAGGAUGGUUUGAAUUCUGAGGAAGCAUAAAUAGAGCAAGAGGUUCCUA